Striga asiatica is the source of this 342-nucleotide messenger RNA. NCBI's taxonomy places the organism in Eukaryota, Viridiplantae, Streptophyta, Magnoliopsida, Lamiales, Orobanchaceae. The record is from the annotation of a GenBank genome assembly.
AUGUCCCGAAUUUGUCUACCACCUUGUACAAAUUGUUGUAAUGACACAUGGAUGAAGGUUUACAAGUCAAGGUCACUCGAUAUAACAAAGUUCAGCAGCUACAACGAGCUGCGUAUGGAACUCGUGCGGAUGUUUGGGCUCAAGGCCCAAUUGGAAGAUUCUUUAAGAUCAGGCGCUUGUAUACUUUCACCAGAAGAGGUUCAAGAAAUGCGAAAACGGGGGCUCGAGCUUCGUAACAAUGUUCCUCUUCACCAAAAUGUCGGGUGUGAGGGCUACCCGAGCCGCCAAGAAUCGAGGAAUAUGACUUCUGGCAUAGCUUCUGUAGGGACUCUUAAUUUCUGA